Molecule: messenger RNA, 1752 nt
Organism: Cucumis melo (muskmelon)
Lineage: Eukaryota; Viridiplantae; Streptophyta; Magnoliopsida; Cucurbitales; Cucurbitaceae
Product: (R)-mandelonitrile lyase-like
Exons: 5
Coding region: 1-1752 (583 amino acids)
Molecular function (GO): flavin adenine dinucleotide binding; oxidoreductase activity, acting on CH-OH group of donors
Source: RefSeq, a predicted model, not a curated record
AUGGCGUUCAACGGCAUUCCAAUGAUAGCACGUUCGUCGGCAUUUCAAAUGGCGUUCGGUGGCAUUCCAAAGGCAGCUGGUAUAGCUUCUGAAAUCAUGGAGCACUCAACCAUGUCUGCCUUUCUUCUUCACAUCCUUAUUUUCUUCUUUCAAUCUCAUUUAGGAGUCUUCUCCACCACUUACACUAAACCCAGUAAUAGUAAUCAAGAUGUCAGCUACUUGAAGUUUGUGCACAAUGCAAAUAAGUUACCAGAAAAAGAAGAAUAUGAUUACAUAAUAAUAGGAGGAGGAACUGCAGGCUGUCCAUUAGCUGCAACAUUAUCAUCAAAAUUCUCCGUCCUCCUCUUAGAAAGAGGCAACAUUCCCAACAAGUUUCCUUCUGUAAUGAACAAACAAGGUUUGAUGAAUGCUUUCACUGACAAAGACAAUGGUGAAAAUCCCUUCCAACGGUUUGUCUCCGAGGAUGGCGUAGAGAAUCUAAGAGGGCGGAUUUUGGGUGGUAGUAGCAUGAUCAAUGCUGGAUUCUAUUCAAGGGCUCAUAAAGAGUUUUUUGAAACACAAGAAAUAAGUGAAUGGGACAUGGAAAUGGUGGGGAAAGCUUAUGAAUGGGUUGAAGAGACUUUGGUUUCUAAACCAAAUUUGAGUUCUUGGCAAUUUGCUUUUAGAAAGGCAUUGUUGGAAGUUGGGAUUGACCAUGAUAAUGGGUUUGAUUUGAGACAUGUUCUAGGGACUAAAAUUGGAGGUUCGAUCUUUGAUAACCAAGGGAAUAGACAUGGAGCUGUAGAGCUUCUUAAUAAGGGUGAAUUUGAAAAUCUUAAAGUUGCAGUUCAGGCUACAGUCAAAAGAAUUCUCUUCUCUGGUUUAUCUGCAAAUGGGGUUUUGUAUUCAGAUUCAAAAGGAAAGACACACACAGCAUUCAUCCAUGAGAAAGGAGAGAUAAUCCUAAGUGCCGGAGCCAUUGGUAGCCCUCAACUUCUCCUUCUAAGUGGGAUUGGCUCAACAUCUCAUCUUUCAUCUUUAGACCUUCCUCUCGUCUUUCACCAACCCCAUGUCGGACAAUUCAUGUCAGACAACCCUCGAUUCGGUGUCAACAUUGUGCUUCCAUUUCCUCUACCAACCACGACGGUAGAAGUCGUCGGAAUUUUAGAAAAGAAUACAUAUUUUGAGUCUUUGUCAAGCUUUAUACCAUUCUCAAUUCCACCUUCUUUUAGUCUUCUUCCUCCUCAAUCUACUUCCCUCAACAUGAGCUUAGUUCUCAUCAGUGGAAAGUUCUCCAAGGUUGAUUCUUUGGGGUUUCUUUGGUUGAAUUCUUCUACUGAUGUGCAAAAGAGUCCAAUGGUUCGAUUUAAUUAUUUUUCGCAUCCCCAUGAUCUUGCACAAUGUAUUGGAGGAUUAAGAAAGAUCCAAGAUUUGUUGAACACACAAACGAUAGAAAAUAUUAAGACACAAGAUUUGGAGGGCAAGAAAACACUUCAGUUUAUAGGGCUUCCAUUGCCGGAAAAUAUGGCAGAUGAUACUUUGGUUGGAGAGUUUUGUAAGAGAACGGUGACGACGUUCUGGCAUUUCCAUGGAGGAUGCGUGGUCGGAAAAGUUGUUGAUGGUAAUUAUAGAGUAAUGGGAAUCGAAAAUCUUCGUGUAGUUGAUGGCUCCACUUUCUUCGAGUCGCCGGGAACUAAUCCUAUGGCCACUAUCAUGAUGCUCGGGCGGUAUGUUGGCAUGAAAAUGCUCCAAGAAAGAUUGAAUUUAGCCUAA